AUGGAUGUGUUGAUGGAACGAAUCAAGGAAGCCGAGCACUUCCGUGAUCGAUACUUCAAGGAGCAUCCCAACUCGACGUUAGCUGAAAAGUCAAAAUCUGUUCGAGAGCGGGUUAUUCCUCUAUUACAGGAUAUUCCACUGGAAAUUCGUGGUUCGUCAUCGUCGAGUGCGGAUUAUUGUUUGCUGAGCGGAACAAUUUUGAAUAUUUGCACAGAAUAUGAGCCGGAAUGUGAGAAGUAUUUAACGAAAGCGGUCAAGUUGAACCCACGUUUGACGAAUGCCUGGUACGAGUUGGGUGAAUGCUUAUGGAAGAGGGAAGAUUAUGAGAUCGCAAUUGAUUGCUUCAAGAAAUCAUUAUCGGUCGAACGUAACAUCAAAUCGUUGUGCUCCCUUGCAACCGCACUACGUCAAAUGGCACUUCGGACGAAAGACGCGCAAAAAGCUGCCGAGCUACGCACUGAAGCAUCUCGUCUGUGCGCUGAAGCCGUAGAACUGGAUGGUGAGAAUGCAACAGCGUGGUAUGCACUUGGAAAUGCGUAUGUCACAGAUUUCUUCUCAAAUGGACAAACCAAUCCACUGUAUAUGAAAAAAGCUCGAGAAGCAUAUGAAAAAGCGUUGACAGUGAAGGAUGAUCGGGAAUCGUUGAGUCCAGAUCUGCAUUUGAACUACGCGACAGCACUGAAGUUCGAGCAAGAUUUUGCGAAAUGUUUGCAACAUUUGUUCAUCGCAAGCGAGUUGGAUCCACAUUUUUUCGAUGCCAAAGAACGUUACGAAUCAUUGUGCAUCUAUCUGAAACACUUUUCGGAAGCCAUUCAGCGGAAAGGUAGGUUGAAAUCAAAACGUUUAGUGGAGUUCCAAAAAGCGUUGAGUAAUAUUCCGUCGAACAAAUCCACUCAACAACAACAAUUUCUGUCGAGGCGAGUGUAUCGAAACAGUGCUGCGCGAGAUUCGGAUGAUAGGAAAGAGGAGAAACAAUUGACGGAAUGUGAUUUUGAGUCGUUGCAUGAAGGGCCAAACGAAGACGUUUAUAUUGUGGGUAAAGUGUGCGGAAUUGUACCGAACGCAGAUACUGUUCCAUUGUUAGUUCAUUCAAGAAUUUAUGAAUACUUUACUCUAAAAUUCCGUCAUUGUUGA
Molecule: messenger RNA, 1134 nt
Organism: Anisakis simplex (herring worm)
Lineage: Eukaryota; Metazoa; Nematoda; Chromadorea; Rhabditida; Anisakidae
Source: the annotation of a GenBank genome assembly